GCUCUCCCCGUGCAGCCUCCCUCCUCCAGCUGCACUACAGCAGUACUACAGCGAGCUCCACCAAUCCAUGGGGUGCUGGAGGAGGGCGCUCCGGUCUAAGUGGACUUCAGGAAGGCUUUCUGUUUACCUUCGCGGUCCUGUGAAACGAGAGAAAAGGUAACAAUCUCGUUGCGACAGGACGCAUAUUUCUUCCUGCAUGUUCUUUGCGCACCUGGCUGUCCGAGCGCGGACAUCCGAAUUGGACCCCGCUUACUUGCACACCUGACGCUACGUGUCCUGUUUAACCUGAGGCCACACGCCUCUGAGGGACAUGUGGAGAGGCUUUCUGACCUCAGCUGCAUCCCGCCUGUUCCUCCUGAGCGUCUGGCUGGAGGGGUAAUCGCCGCGUCCCGAGGAGGAUGCCGAACAGCCAGAACAGCAGCAUGGCUCAGGGCUGGCUGAGAUACUGGAUCUGAGUGUGUGCAUAAAGAAGUAUCCUGGAGCAAAACAUCACCUCUGGCAGUCAUGAGGAAUAGAGGUUGGACAUGUAGUGAAGGUAGAGGAUGGUGGUUGGUGAUCUGAGACGUGAAAGGGGCAGGAGCUGAGAUGAGAGAGCGGUGCGGCACUGCUCUCUCCAUUGGAAAACAACGGACCAGCCAGCGCAGAGCUGUUUCACCGCUGAUCAUGUGGAAGCAGCUUCAGGAGAUUGCUGUAGUGAGCACAGGAUAACAGACAUCAUGGUCCUCAGAGGGCUGAAGACGCAGUCCUGAAGAUUGAUGGAGGGCCAUGCUAUUCAAACAGCAGGCAUUGCUGAGACAGAAGCUCUUCGUUCUGGGCAGCCUCGCUAUCGGAAGUGUCCUCUAUCUUGUGGCCAGAGUUGGGACCUUGGAUAGGCUGCAGCCCAUUUGCCCCAUUGAAAGAAGGCUGCCCCUUCCUGAGCCAGAGCAGAUCCCUCUCCGCAACCUGCAGUUUAAGCGUGGCCUGCUACAUGAACUACGCAAGGGCAAUGCCACGAAAGAGCAAAUCCGCCUUCACAACCUGGUCCAGCAGCUGCCUCGGGCCAUCAUCAUCGGGGUGCGCAAGGGGGGCACCCGCGCCCUGCUGGAGAUGCUCAACCUGCACCCGGCAGUGGUCAAGGCCUCACAGGAGAUCCACUUCUUUGACAAUGACCAAAACUACGCCAGGGGUAUCGACUGGUACAGAGAGAAAAUGCCCUUCUCCUUCCCUCAUCAGAUUACCAUUGAGAAGAGCCCGGCCUACUUCAUCACAGAGGAGGUCCCUGAACGCAUCUUCAAGAUGAAUUCCUCCAUCAAGCUGCUGAUUAUCGUCCGCGAGCCCACCACCAGAGCUGUGUCUGACUACACGCAAGUGCUGGAGGGCAAGGAGCGCAAAAACAAGACCUACCACAAGUUUGAAAAGCUGGCCAUUGACUCCAACACCUGCGAGGUGAACACAAAGUACAAAGCGGUGCGGACUAGCAUCUACACCAAACACUUGGAGCGCUGGCUGAAAUACUUUCCUGUGGAGCAGUUCCACAUUGUGGAUGGGGACCGCCUCAUCACGGACCCACUGCCGGAGCUGCAGCUCGUCGAGCGCUUCCUCAACCUUCCCUCAAGAAUCAGCCAGUAUAACUUGUACUUCAAUGCCACCAGGGGAUUUUACUGUCUGCGAUUUAACAUUGUCUUCAACAAGUGCCUGGCAGGCAGCAAGGGCCGCAUCCACCCAGAAGUGGACCCGUCAGUUGUGACUAAACUGCAGAAGUUCUUUCACCCCUUUAAUCAGAAGUUUUACCAGAUCACUGGUAGGACAUUCAGCUGGCCAUGAUGAGCUUUGGACUCCUCCAAUGAGAUUCCUUGGAUUGGUGUCUUUUUUACAUGCCAAGCUAUGAUCUCAAAAAAAUAUGCACUUUGAUUGAGUUUAAUACAAGAAUGACAGUGUGACCAAAUAUAAAAGGGACUUGAUGUUAGUUUGUUUUUACGUGUGUGAAAAUAAAAGAAAAUAGUUUGAUGGUUUGACUAAAAGAUUCAGUUCAAAGCAAAUGAAUUCACUUGUCAUUGUUCCCCAUAAAGAGAAGAAACAGUACUGUGUGAUUAACUGAAGAGAUUAUUUUUGUUGCUCUUUAAAAGACUAUCAAACACUGAUCAUGCUGUUAAGAUAAGCUUUAAGUGUGUUGUUUUCCUCAUGAUAAAACACCUUAAAAUAUGACAAAAUGACAUUUGAUAAACAACAUAAUUGUUCAUUUGUUCCCCAUCAGGUUGUUUUUAUUUGACCAAAACUGCAUGUUCAAUCAAGAUGCCGUUAUAACAUUGUAGACUUUUGAAAUAGUUGUCUUCUGUUGAUCAUAUCGGUUGUCACUACAUUUUAUGUUGAGUUCAGGCUGUGAUUAAUCCAGUAGAAGGUGACCUCUUUUAAUUCUCAAUACAAUACCCUGUGUGAAGAUCAGAACAGGCUUAUCAGAAUAGGAUCUAGUGUUUCAAGCUUGACUCAAAUCAUGACCCUCAAAGCAUUUAGGACUCAAGCUUGUGUUUUUAACCUAAUUGUGUUGGUUCCUUCCCCAUAGAGCAUUUCCAUUGGUUUGCAAAUCACCUGGCAAAAAAAGCCAUAGUGAGAAAAUAAAUGGUUGUCCUCUGAUGAUUGUUGGCAAACCAACAGUUUAUUCUAUAAUGAUUAGCAAAUGGUGUCUGUUUCUGUGCAAAUAUUCAUUCUGUAUCAUUAGUGUGUUGUUAAAAAAGGUUAAAUUAAAAGAACAUGUCAAUAUUUAUUGUUCACUUUUGUUUCACUUUUGCCAUUGAAAGGAACAGUUGAACAUUUUGGGAGAUUGAUGCAGAAGGUUGACGCCACUCUGAUGUCUGCAUUAGGUAUGCAGCUGGAGUCAUGAGGUGAUUAGCGUAGCUUAGCAAGAAGCAGGGGGAACACACAGACAUGAGAGUAGGUCAAUUCAAAUCAACGCAAUUGUAUUUAUACAGCCCAAUACCACAAAUCACAAAUUUACCUCAAGACGCCUUACAAUCUGUACAGACGUACACUGUGUAUCAUUUUUGUUGCUCAAAAUGUUGAACUGUUCCUUUACCUUGAUGAAGCUGGAUACUACAUUGAUAGGUCAAGGCAUAAAACCAAGCCCAUUGUAUUUCAGAGGACUUUUCAGGACUGUAAAUUCAAUCAAUCUGACAGAAGAUAAAUCACAAUCUUGUCUGUACAACGACAUACAGAAAAUAAAUGUAUAUACCUACAUACAUG
Messenger RNA from Cottoperca gobio, 3216 nucleotides. RefSeq names its product heparan sulfate glucosamine 3-O-sulfotransferase 5. Gene Ontology annotation, molecular function: [heparan sulfate]-glucosamine 3-sulfotransferase activity. The transcript is spliced from 6 exons. The record is from RefSeq and is a predicted model, not a curated record. The coding region runs from base 766 to 1803 and encodes 345 amino acids. Lineage: Eukaryota; Metazoa; Chordata; Actinopteri; Perciformes; Bovichtidae.